Molecule: messenger RNA, 1502 nt
Organism: Somion occarium
Lineage: Eukaryota; Fungi; Basidiomycota; Agaricomycetes; Polyporales; Cerrenaceae
Source: the annotation of a GenBank genome assembly
GACUCAUCGUUCUACCUCGGAAGUUCGGGCUCCGAAUGUCAGCAAUUUUACAUUGCACUCCAGGUGAGACAAUUUCCCUUCCGUUGAGCUGGUGUGAAACAGGGCUCAUCUCUAUAUGCGAUCUCGAGAUUCUCUUCAACUAAGAGCGGGAGUAGUCUCUGGCUUAUACAAACCUGAAGAGCUCGAGCUUACACAAAAGAAAACAAUGUCGGAACUCAACGUUGCAAUCAACAAUCUACCUCCAAGUCGGCCCUUUCUGCUCAACACGUCGGAGAUGCUUUGUCGAAGAUAACCACCUCUGUGUGAGUGCACGUUCUGCAGAGAACAUGCGUGCAGAGAUCUAUGUAUAGGCUAGGUGCUCUUCAAAGGGAUAACUUUUCCACAGCCCUCUGGUGCUGGAACACUUCUCCUUGACUCUUCGAUAACAACAUCCUCCUAGACUUCUCUCGACCAAUUCGACCAAACGAACCACGAUGUACCAGCCAGUUGCCGACCCUCCGUCUCGCCUGGCUCGUUAUCGCAGAGUCGCUCCAUCAGCCGCAGUCUUCGUUUCUCCGAUUCAGCUUGAUGGCAUGAGUAUUGGCGGGAAUUUUAUCGACACCGCGAACUCGUACCAAAACGGUCGUUUUGAAGAGAUCAUCGGCAAGUGGAUGGAAGCUCGUCAGAAUCGUGAUGAAAUUGUCCUCGCUACCAAAUAUACCAGUCAAUGGCAACAGCAUAAUCCUGCCAUAAAGUCUCAAGCUACGCUGGUCGGCAAUAGCUACAAGUCCGUGUACACUAGUCUUGAGGGAAGCUUGAGAAAGCUUCGAACUAGCUACAUGGAUAUCCUGUAUGUUCACUUCCGGGACUACUCAACCCCGAUCGAAGAGAUGGUGAAUGGGUUGCACACUCUGGUUGGUUUUGGGAACGUCUUAUGUCUCGGCAUUUCUGAUGCACCCGCCUGGGUCGUAUCAGAAGCCAACCGGUAUGCAAAAGACCAUGGAAAGACACACUUCGUCAUCUACCAAGGGUUGUGGAAUGUCUUUACUCGUGACAUUGAACGAGACAUCAUUCCCAUGUGCCGUGCUCAUGGAAUGGCUAUUGCGCCUUGGAACCUCCUUCUACAGGGUACAAUUCGAACUGAUGAGGAGGAAGAGGCGAGAAGGAAUGCGGGUGUCAAGGGUAGGGCAAGAUUUACAACGAGUUGGGAAAGGGACGAGAGUGAGAAGAAGAUAUGCAAGGUGUUGGAGAAGAUCGCGAACGAGCUUGGUGCGAAGAAUCUCCGAUCAGUUGCCAACGCGUAUGUAAUGCAAAAGACUACCCACGUCUUCCCGAUCCUUGGUGUGAAGUCGGUUGAACAACUUGAAGCCAAUGUUGAUGCUCCGAACAUUGCUCUCACUCCCGAACAUACUACCGAAAUUGAGAGUGUGUUGCCAUGGAACUGAUGGAACUCGGGUUUCCCUCAUAAUAUCUUGGGUGACGGAACCAAGCCUUGUCCAAGUGUCCGGAGUACCAUCUGGUAC